GGUGUCAGCGAGGAGAAGGCGUGCAUCUUGCAGCAGCAGAUGGCGGUGGCCUUCCAGAGCGAUUGCUUCUCAGAGUUGCUCAAGGAGAAGGGCCAUCCCAUCGACACAGCUAAACAGUGGCCCUCGAACCCCGAGGACGCAGGUGACCUCCUGAUUCGCGACGAGAUCAUGUCGAAUCUCGGGCCCAGGGACCAGUCGGAGUUUCUCUUUUGGGAGUCGAUGAAGGCGAACGAUUUCGAGGUGCCCACUGCUGCGACCAAGGGCAAUCCCAUCGGCAAGAGGUGGGACAGGGCCAUCAGGGGGAGUAACCAGAUCUCUAAGGCCCUGCGCGAAGGGUACGGCCAGAAGAAAACGGAUACCGAAAAAGCAGCGUUCAGACGGGAGUGGGCCAGGAAGGAGUGCGCCAAGAAGAGCACUUCGUGGUCAAAGGCCAUGAAGUACAUGACGCGCUGCAUGAGCCUCGGCCCUCCGUGGAUUCAGUGGUGUUCCUGGACCGAGAGCCUCCGCGGGCUCUACGUGACUUCUGGCCUCAAGGAGACUUUCUCGCAGGAGUGG
Molecule: messenger RNA, 555 nt
Organism: Prorocentrum cordatum
Lineage: Eukaryota; Dinophyceae; Prorocentrales; Prorocentraceae
Source: the annotation of a GenBank genome assembly